GCUGCUAGUAAGUGACUGAUAGUAUUCUAGACUGGACUGGUCCCUGAGUACAGAGAAAACUAGACCACGAGAUCUUGAAGAACUGCAUUGAGGUGCAAGCCAGAUUUGACACUCAAGUGUUGUUGAACUGAGAAGUUGCUAAAGGAACUGUAACAGGACUGAUUGUCGCUUACUGCCUUUCUCUCUCUGUCCUUGUUGCCUUUUGCUGUUACAUUGCUUGUGUUGUCUUUCUAAGCCCAGAUGUUCUCCGAUAACUCACACUGCCCUGAUUGUGGGCAACAGUGGUUCCCUAGUUUAGAACUAGGGCAUUGGUUAUACCAAACUGAACUUGUUGAAAAUGAAUGUUACCAAGUGUUCUUAGACCGUAUUAACAGAGCUGAUUAUUGCCCUGAAUGUUAUCCUGACAAUCCUGCUAACAGAAGCCUUGUUCUGCCUUGGUCUUUCCCUCUUGAGUGGGCACCUCAAAAUCUCACCAGGUGGACCUUUGAGAAAGCCUGCCAUCCAUUUCUUCUGGGUCCUCCACUGGUUAGAAAAAAGAUACAUGACUCGAGAGUAGCUGGUUUUAAUCCUGCAUUACAGUUAAUCUUGUCCAGAACAGACAAAACCUUAAACAAAAAACUUGGCCAAAGCAAGUGACUUCUGUAACGGAAUCAUGACGACUCUCCAGGCUUUGUGUUCAUAGCCUAGGGGAGAUGAAGAGUUAGCUGUUUCUGUAUUCUGUCUCUCUUUCUUUAUUUCAUAAUUUCUUUUAAGGUGCUGGGGAUUGAAUCUGGGUGCCCUCGUGCAUGCUAGGCUAGUACGCUUCCCCUGAGUUUAACCUGAGGCCCCCUUUCUGAAUCUGACUCAGCCUGUCACUCCUUUGUCAAUUGCUUAACUUGUGGGUCUACUUCUGUGAUCUGUGACCUAUGCAUUUUAUUCUCUCUCUGUUUCUCUUUUUAUAGCAUAAACUUAGUCCGUAUUGCAGACUAUUUACCUGGAGUCAAACUAACCUAUAGUCCAGACAAAUGCUUUAGAACUAUAUUGCCCUUCCUAAGUAUUAAUGAAAUUAAUGUCUGGAGGGGAGGCCCCAUGCUGUAUGCCUCAUUAACUGUUUUUCUAACAGUAACUUUUAUGAAAACACAUUCUUGUAGCUGGAUUCUAGAUUAUUCUAGUAAAUUUUAAUACACUACAUUGUUCUAAAUUUUUCCUUUUAUACAUUGGUCAGUAGUGAGAGAGAUGUGUGUGUAUAUAUAAAAUUUUUUCAUAUAUCUAUAUAUAAAACCAUUUUAUCCUCAGCGUAAGUGUUACAGUAUUGAUAACUGGUCCUUCACAGUCUAUUUGUCAAUACCUACGUAGGUUACAGAAAAAGGGUUGAGAAUGUUACCAGUUUACACUUAGUUGUCUCUAUAUAACCAAAGACUACCGUCUUGUGGUGACUGAAUCUACGUCCUCCCAUGGAAGUGGAAAAAUAACCUGUGCUGUGAAGUGUAUAACAAUGAUAAAACUUGACUCCAUACAGUUUAAGAGUAGUCUAGUGGAUGCUUUUUCUUAGACAUGAGAAUGUGCGCUGAGCAUUGGCCACAUUCUGGGCUUCUCCUGUUCAUGGAAAUCAUGGAAUCAGAUUUGGAGUUAAGCAACUUAGAAGAAGCUCCUGGGAACAUCUAAGAAGCCACUGAACAAUUUUAAAAUCCUACUUAAGAUUCUAGGUGAUCCAGUGCUUCAGUUGCAGCGGAAAUGUUAUCAAGGACCUGGGUUCUUCUCUUUCCUCCCCUGGGGUUCUUAUGGUUGCCUUGUGUUCUCAUAGUUGUUUUUAAAUGGGUUCAGUAUGGUUUGUUGUGCCAGACAGCAGGGGCACAUGUCUUUCUUACAAGUCUUAAUUUGGAAAUAAAAUCUUUCUGAAAUGUC
This is a messenger RNA of Alexandromys fortis (reed vole), 1884 nucleotides long. RefSeq names its product torsin 1A interacting protein 2 (gene Tor1aip2). The record is from RefSeq and is a predicted model, not a curated record. The transcript has a single exon. NCBI's taxonomy places the organism in Eukaryota, Metazoa, Chordata, Mammalia, Rodentia, Cricetidae. Bases 241 to 636 code for a protein of 131 amino acids.